AUGAGCGCCAUCCUCUCCGCCGACGACCUCAACGACUUCAUUUCCCCCGGCGUCGCGUGUAUCAAGCCCGUCGAGACCCUCCCCACUGCCGAUCCCAACGCCGCCAACGAGACCGAGGUCAUCCUCGACGGCCAGCAGCCUGCGGCAUCCGCGAACAACCCAGCAGAGAUUUCUUUGACGGACUGCUUAGCAUGCUCGGGCUGCGUGACAUCCGCCGAAGCCGUCCUCGUCAGUCUCCAGAGCCAUGCCGAGGUUCUGUCAGUGUUGGAUUCCGCGCCAGCGCUCAGAGUAGUCGGACCAGAUGACAAGGGCAAAUACAGCGUCGAGGGCCUGGAGAAUGAAGAUGCGAAACUAUUUGUCGCAAGUGUCAGCUCGCAAACGAGAGCUAAUCUCGCCGCAGCAUGCGGCGGCAAUAUCUCGGAAAAGGAGGCAGGCCUGAUGCUCGAGAACCUGCUGAGCAGUCCGAGCGGGUUAUCGAGUGGUGGAAAGUGGAAUAAUGGAUUCACAUGGGUUGUCGACACAAACAUUGCGAGAGAGGCGACGCUGGUUCUAAGCGCAGACGAGGUUCUUGGAAAUCCCAAGGCUGCUAAGCAACAUCCAGCCAAGCCAAUUCUGGCGUCAUCGUGCCCUGGCUGGGUAUGUUAUGCCGAAAAGACACAUCCACAUGUGCUGCCGCAUUUAUCCAAAGUCAAGUCGCCACAGGCGUUGAUGGGCACCCUUCUCAAGACGACGUUGAGUCGCACCCUAAACAUCCCACCAAGCCGAAUUUGGCACCUGAGCGUCAUGCCAUGCUUCGAUAAGAAGUUGGAAGCCAGUCGAGAAGAGCUCACUGACUCAAUCUGGAAUGGCGAUGGUAACCCUGGAAGAGGAGUUCGGGAUGUCGACUGUGUGAUCACGAGCAAGGAGGUACUGAUGCUCGCAGAAUCAAGAGGCGUCAGCCUAUUUGACAUGCCGAAAAGUAAAUCGGCCAGUAAUGCACAGUCGUCUCCAUUCCCUGAUGCCAAGCUAAGGGCAUUCCUAUUCCCCUCCGGUGGGCUUCGUAACCCAUCACCAUCAGCUGGAUCCUCUGGAGGUCUCUUGUACCACGUCCUUCAAGCCAAGGCCGCGCAGAUCCCGGGGUCUGAGAUCCAAAUUACCCGCGGUCGCAAUAUCGACGUUGUCGAGUACUCCGUAUGCCAGAAUGGAGAGACCGUGUUCAAAGCUGCGCGAUACUACGGCUUUAGGAAUAUCCAGAAUCUAGUGCGGAGAUUGAAGCCAGCCAGACCAUCUCGCAUGCCUGGAGGUAAACCUUUUGGCAGUGCCCGGAGGCCCACUGGGAAGACGUCGUCGCUUGAACACUCAUAUGUUGAGGUCAUGGCAUGCCCUGGCGGCUGCACAAACGGCGGGGGUCAAAUCAAGGUAGACGAUCCCAUCAUUAUAGAGCGCAAGAAUCUCCCUCCCAACCCCGGACCACAGGAGCAAAAGGAGUGGUUGGCGGAGGUUGAUGAGGCCUACUUCUCAGGAGGAGAAGAGUCUGAACUUGAGGUCUCUCGGGGUGGUUCAGACGAUGAUACCGUAGGGGGCAUCUCGCACGCGUACAUACACGAUGCCCUCGCAUAUUGGUCCAAAAUCACGGGUGUGGACUUAAAUAGAUUAGCAUUCACGAGCUAUCGUGAAGUCAUCAGCGACGUUGGCAAGGACACCAUCACUGACACCGAGAAAGUCGUUCAGCUGGCUGGAAAGAUUGGCGGUGGAUGGUAG
Messenger RNA from Clonostachys rhizophaga, 1740 nucleotides. The record is from the annotation of a GenBank genome assembly. NCBI's taxonomy places the organism in Eukaryota, Fungi, Ascomycota, Sordariomycetes, Hypocreales, Bionectriaceae.